AUGGCGUCUACUGUUGAGAAGACCUCUCAGCCCACAGGCAGCACUCCCCCGUCAUCCACCACUGAACAAGGCGUUCUAGAAGCUGGCCAUCUCACUGCCAUUCCUGCUCAUAACAGACUUCAGCACCUUGCAAACCGCCUCGAUGCUCUUGCUGGCGUCGAGUCUCGUGGCAUUGAGCGCGUCCCUCCCGAGCUCCGGGACCGGAAAAUGGGGCUGACUGAUUACCUUGGAAUUGGCAUAAUGUGGUUCAGUAUCAACUGCACAGCAAACCAAAUGACCUUGGGUGUCCUCGGUCCCGUGUCCUAUGGUCUGGGCUUUGUGGACGCCGUGCUAUUGUGUAUGUUUGGCACCAUCUUCGGCGCGGCCUGCUCGGGAUACAUCGCAAGCUUUGGCCCAAUAUCAGGCAACCGGACUUUGGUCAUUGCGAGAUACUCGAUGGGAUGGUGGCCUUCUCGAAUCUGUGUCAUCCUGAACUGGGUUAUUGAGAUGGGCUAUGGUCUGGUUGACUGCCUCGUAGCCGGUUUGAUCCUCUCUGCUGUCAACGGACGAGGAAUGUCUGUGAUUGUUGGUAUCGUCAUUUCUGCUGUUAUCACCUGGGUUGUCGCAACCUUUGGUAUCAAAUGGUUCCAUACCUUUGAGAGAUGGAUCGCCAUCCCGACGGUGUUGGUUCUUUUCAUCUUCAUCGGGUGCGCGUCGCCUCACUUUGACGCAUCUUCCAAAUCAGUCGGUUCCGGGGCAACACUUGCUGGUAAUCGCGUCAGCUACUUCUUCCUCACUGCCUCUGGCCCUCUAGGCUGGGUGCCAGCUGCCGCGGAUUUCUUCGUAUAUUAUCCAGAAGGUACCUCUCGCAAAUGGGUGUGCUUCAUGACCACGGCUGGGAUGACCCUGGGCAAGCUCUUGAUCGAGUUCUUGGGUAUCGGUCUGGGCACAGGACUUUCAACCAACCCGGACUGGUCCGAAGCCUUCUCGAGCUCCGGCGUCGGUGCAUUGGUUGUGGCCGGAUAUGCCCCUCUACAGGACUUUGGAAAAUUCUGUGCUGUUGUCCUCGCAUUGGCGGUCGCAGCCAACAACAUUCCCGGCACGUAUGCUGCGGCUUUGAACUUCCAGCAACUCUGCACACCGUUUUCCAAGAUUCCCAGACCAGUGUGGACAACGGUGGCUGCUAUCAUAUACAUGGUCUGUGCUAUCGCCGGCCGAGCGCAUCUCCUCUCCAUCUUCCUGAACUUCCUCGGCCUCAUUGGGUACUGGGUCAUCAUUUGGAUCGCCAUCGUCCUUGAGGAUGAAUUCAUCUUCCGCCGAAGGGUUGGCUUUGUAUGGGAAGAUUGGAAUGAUAAGAGUAAACUGCCAGUGGGUAUCGCUGCUCUCAUCAGCUUCUUGAUCGGCUGGGCGGGUGCCAUUGUCUGCAUGGGUCAGACUUACUACUAUGGUCCCAUUGCCAGAUUGGUGGGAGAAUAUGGUGCCGAUCUCGGACUGCCUGUCGCUUUUGCCUGGACUGCCCUGUCCUAUUACCCUCUUCGACUCUUAGAGAUCAAGCUUCUCGGCCGAUGA
Messenger RNA from Capronia coronata CBS 617.96, 1548 nucleotides. RefSeq lists its product as uncharacterized. The record is from RefSeq and is a predicted model, not a curated record. Gene Ontology annotation, molecular function: transmembrane transporter activity. The coding region runs from base 1 to 1548 and encodes 515 amino acids. Gene Ontology annotation, biological process: transmembrane transport. The transcript is spliced from 8 exons. NCBI's taxonomy places the organism in Eukaryota, Fungi, Ascomycota, Eurotiomycetes, Chaetothyriales, Herpotrichiellaceae. Gene Ontology annotation, cellular component: fungal-type vacuole membrane; plasma membrane.